AUGUCAAGAGCAAAGAAUAUAGGACCAUGUACAAUAACCAGUUAUGAAGGAACUAAUAGAUUUUACAAAAUGACUCAUUAUACUAUUGAGAAAAUAAGAUUUAAAGAUUUAGAAAAUAAAUAUAACUUUAUAAAAGAGGGUGACCAAUUAUGCUCUAAACAUUACCUGGAUAUAGUUGAGCCUGAUAGAAAUAACAGAAACAAAAAUUCUAGUGAAUCAAAUUUUCAAAGAAUUGAUGAUUCAUAUAGUGGAUCUUCAUCUAGCCAAUUAAUUAAUAUGUCUGCUAAUGAAUUGGAGUGGUCAGAUAUUAAAGUUAAUUAUACCAAUGAAAAUGUUAUUAUGUCAAGGGAAGAUUUUUCAUUAUUAGUCAAAAAUAUAGAACAAAUGAAAUUCCAGCUUGACAAUCAACUCUAUUAUGUGGAGGAAAAUGAAGAUUCUAGUUUUGAUAGUGAAAUCAAUAGUGAAAAUGAUCCUACCUUUGUAUCAAAAUUUGAAAUUUUAAGCAAGGUCCUUUACAAUCAGCAAAGAAAAUUAAAAAAUAGUACCAAAUUGGAUCCUGAGGAAUUUUCUGAUAUGAUAACACAACAGGAUGAAAGAUUAGAAGGUUUUUUUAAUGAAAUGGUUGAAGCAAUUAUUCCAAGUGGAAGAAAAGAAAAAAAUAAAGAUGAUGCUAAAAGAUCAAUUGUAGCAUUUUGUUAUUUGCUGGCAGGUCUAUGUAAUAAAUUCAUAAAUUCUGUAAAACUUGAUAUUGGUUUAUAUCUUGUUGCUGCAGGAACAAGUUGUACUGCAAUAGACACUUUGUCUAGAAUUGGGAUUACAACCAGCUACAAAAAUAUUGAGAAUUAUAAAAAACAAUUAGCAAGUGAUCAUCCAAAAAAAAUUAAUGAAUAUUUUCAUGAAAAU
Entrophospora candida is the source of this 903-nucleotide messenger RNA. The record is from the annotation of a GenBank genome assembly. NCBI's taxonomy places the organism in Eukaryota, Fungi, Glomeromycota, Glomeromycetes, Entrophosporales, Entrophosporaceae.